AUGGUUCAUCUUCCUGCCCUUGGCACUAUGAAACCAGCCCAUGAAAGGAAGCCUUUCAUAGCUGUCUGGAACAACCUGUGCACCCUGAGAUAUGAUAUCAUGCUGACCCUGACAGUGUUCCAUAUGAUCUGAAGCUCAUUAACUAAAGCAAGAGGGCAGAAUGUGACCAUGUUAUAAUUUAAUAGGCUUCACUGUUAUCGUUGGUACCUAUCACAGGGAGUCCCUUUUAAUGGUGACCUACCCUAGAACUUUAAUCUGCAAACUCAUCUGAAGCAAAAAGCUAUAAACUAUUACAUCCCAGAUAAGGACUUCAGUAGAUUAGCUGUUGCAGACUGGGAUCACUGGAGACCUCAGUGGGCCUGCAACUGGGAUAAAAAAGUUGUCUGCACAACAAAAUCCAGGAAACUCAUAACCAAAAUGGAAGGGAAUAUUUUCAGUGAUGUUGAACAUUUAGCCAGAGUUUCCUUUGAAGAGAGUGCAAAAGUUUUUAUGAAGGAAUCAAUUGCAUUAGGAACGAAAAGCAGACCAAAGGGCCUGUGGGGAUACUCUUUAUACCCUGACUGUUAUAAUUACAGUUUCUGUGCUCAGAACUAUGCUGGUUUCUGCCCAAAGAGUAAAGUUUUGAGGAACGAUGAAGUUUCCUGGCUCUGGGAUAGCAGAGCUGUCCUGUUUCCUUCCACUGGCAUUAAGAACCUCCUUGGAAACAGGGAAAAUGUUUUGCAUUUUUCUCAAUUUAGACUGAAUCAAUCCAUAAGGAUUUCCUCUAUGAAAUCCCAAGGCCAUGUGUUGCCUAUAUUUGUGUAUACUUGACUAGGUUCUAGAGAUGGACCUUUAUUGUUUCUCUCUACGGUAAGGCUCUACAUUGUCAAUAUCACAGCUGCAGCUGAGAUGUGGAGCAGACAUCUUUUUCAGAAGAAUGGAUGA
Messenger RNA from Colius striatus (speckled mousebird), 924 nucleotides. It is a transcript of the gene HYAL4, whose product is annotated as hyaluronidase 4. Gene Ontology annotation, molecular function: hyalurononglucosaminidase activity. Gene Ontology annotation, biological process: carbohydrate metabolic process; hyaluronan catabolic process. The record is from RefSeq and is a predicted model, not a curated record. NCBI's taxonomy places the organism in Eukaryota, Metazoa, Chordata, Aves, Coliiformes, Coliidae.